GUUUUUAACUUGGCCUCGGACAUUCGGGUAUCGAACCGGAUUUGAGUCAGACAUUUUGGGUAUUUCAAAAUUUAGGAAAUUGGUACCGAUCAAGGAUGAUCGGUAUUUUUUGGGUUUGGGUCGAUUAGGUCACAUCCGAAAGAGCCAAAAAGUUAUCUAGUCCUUUUUUUUUUGUCAACAAAAGUUAUCUAGUCCAUUUAUAAAAAUCUAAAUGUAAAUGAAAAUAACCAAAUUUGUUUGAAUCUAUGAGAUAACUCAAUACAAUUAUAAAAUGAACUAAAUAGUCUAAAAUACAAAGAUCAAAUGACUUUUUUGUUCUAGUUUGGAUCGGAUUAGAAACCAGAUGUUUAUAUUCAAACAUAUGCGAAAAUAUUUGAAAGUAAUCAAAAAAUUUAAAAAUUUCUAAACGGAAAAUAGAUAUUGAUUAUCCAAAAGUAACAAAUUUAUUUAAAUUUAUAAAUAUAAAUUUUAGUAUUUGAAUAUAAACCGUGUAGUCCCACAAUUUGAAAUCUUUUAAAUAAUAGAUCUCUUAUAACUGACUUAACCAUUUAAGCUAUUCACAAUUUCAACAAUAUUACCCAUGUCUUUUAUGGAUCGGAUAGGGUUUAACGCUUUGGAUUUUGGAUUUAGAUAUUUUACCAAUGCCUCAACGUUACCGCAAUUUAGAAAAAUAUUACAGCUGCCGGAAAUAGAAAAUGAAAGUUUGCAUAGAUGACGGACAGCAAGUCUAACAAGUGGGGGGGGAGACUCCAUAAUUGAAUCCACUAGUUGAGGACAGUAUCGACUAUCGAGAAACGGACAAAAGAGGUUGCAUCAGUGCAAAGAACUGUCGGAGACGUCUUCGACUAGUCAAAACUGGAACAGAGUUUGGUUGCAUUGUCUUAGCUAGUCUCUUCUCUUAACAAAGCUUUGAAGCAUAGAGAGAGAGAUAAUGGAGGGUGAGGAGAGAGGUUACUGGAGAUGGAGCAAGAGAGAUUUCUUUCCCGAAGAAUCUUUCCAGAGCUUUGGCAGUUACAGAGCCGCUCUGUCUCAGACAUGUUCACGGUUCAAGAACAGGUUGGUUAGUAGGUCUGACGAUGAGACCGAGCGUGUCGAGCUCAGGAAACAGAGCGAGAACGAGAUGAAACGGUGUCUCACGUGGUGGGAUCUUGUCUGGUUCGGGUUCGGGUCAGUGGUCGGAGCUGGAAUCUUCGUCUUGACAGGCCAAGAAGCUCGUGAAGAAGCAGGACCAGCUAUAGUACUGUCCUAUGUUGUUUCGGGUUUCUCCGCUAUGCUCUCUGUCUUCUGCUACACUGAGUUCUCCGUGGAAGUCCCCGUGGCUGGCGGCUCGUUCGCCUAUUUAAGGAUCGAGCUAGGCGAUUUCGCGGCCUUCAUCACUGCCGGAAACAUACUUCUUGAGGGUGUAGUUGGAACCGCAGCUGUUGGUAGAGCAUGGACUUCAUAUUUCGCCACUCUUCUGAACCGAAACCCGGACAAUCUUCGGGUUAAAACCGACACUCUUAGCCCCGGUUUUAACCUCCUAGACCCGAUAGCCGUCGUGGUUAUAGCAGCUUCAGCUACAAUCGCGUCUAUAAGCACCAGAAAGACUUCACUACUCAACUGGAUAGCUUCAGCUGUCAACACUAUUGUAAUACUUUUCGUCAUAAUAGCUGGUUUCAUCCACGCCGACGCCUCGAAUCUGACUCCAUUCUUGCCUUAUGGACCCGAGGGAGUGUUCCGCGCUGCCGCGGUCGUGUACUUUGCAUACACAGGGUUUGAUAGCAUAGCAACAAUGGCUGAAGAGACCAAGAAUCCAUCGAAAGACAUACCGGUCGGUUUGCUCGGUUCGAUGUCGAUAAUCACGGUUAUUUACUGUUUAAUGGCAUUAGCCUUGAGCAUGAUGCAGAAGUACACAGAUAUAGAUCCAAACGCAGCUUACUCGGUAGCGUUUCAGAGCGUUGGAAUGAAGUGGGGAAAGUACUUGGUGGCUCUUGGUGCUCUCAAAGGGAUGACCACAGUUCUAUUAGUAGGAGCAUUAGGACAAGCGAGAUACGUUACUCAUAUCGCAAGGACACACAUGAUCCCUCCUCUAUUUGCUCUCGUCCAUCCCAAAACCGGAACACCGAUAAACGCUAACCUCCUUGUAACAAUCCCAAGUGCUCUCAUUGCUUUCUUUUCAGGUUUAGAUGUUUUGGCGAGCCUCUUAUCGAUAAGCACUCUCUUCAUCUUCACGAUGAUACCUCUCGCAUUACUCGUGAGGAGAUACUACGUGAGAGAAGUUACUCCAAGAGCUGAUCUUCUUAAGCUUAUCAUUUGCAUCUUGGUAGUUGUGAUUUCUUCAAUGUGUACUUCAGCCUAUUGGGGAAUGAAUCUCAAGGGGUCAUGGAUAGGUUACACAAUAACAGUUCCUUUCUGGUUCAUGGGAACUUUGGGGAUCGUGUUCUUUGUUCCUCAGCAAAGAAGUCCUAAAGUGUGGGGCGUACCGUUGGUCCCGUGGAUCCCAUGCUUAUCAAUAGCAACGAAUAUUUUUCUCAUGGGGUCUUUGGAAGCUCAGGCUUUUGUAAGGUUUGGGGUUUGCACUUUAGUUAUGUUGUUUUACUACUUUUUGUUUGGUCUUCAUGCAACAUUCGACAUGGCUCAUCAGCAAAUCGUGCCAAGGUCGUAGAAGCUAUGAAAAUUAGUGAAGAAAAAUGUUAGUCUCUUGUUUGAAUAAAACCACUCUAAUAUUAUUCUGUUUUAA
Brassica rapa (field mustard) is the source of this 2719-nucleotide messenger RNA. Its product is annotated as cationic amino acid transporter 5. The record is from RefSeq and is a predicted model, not a curated record. Gene Ontology annotation, molecular function: L-lysine transmembrane transporter activity; L-glutamate transmembrane transporter activity. Lineage: Eukaryota; Viridiplantae; Streptophyta; Magnoliopsida; Brassicales; Brassicaceae. Gene Ontology annotation, cellular component: plasma membrane. Gene Ontology annotation, biological process: amino acid transport; transmembrane transport.